Molecule: messenger RNA, 1461 nt
Organism: Pseudomassariella vexata
Lineage: Eukaryota; Fungi; Ascomycota; Sordariomycetes; Amphisphaeriales; Pseudomassariaceae
Product: glutaminyl-peptide cyclotransferase
Exons: 1
Coding region: 157-1290 (377 amino acids)
Molecular function (GO): glutaminyl-peptide cyclotransferase activity; zinc ion binding
Source: RefSeq, a predicted model, not a curated record
UUUGCAUUGUAAUUGUUUAUCCAGCGGACUUCACAGUUUCAUUGAUAAAGCCCCUUCUCAAUUGUAACGCCAUUGUCCCGGGACAGUAAUAAUACAGGGAAAAUCACUCGCUCCCCCAAUUCAAAUGUGUGACCAUCUCGCAGGCCCGAGAUAGCAAUGACACGCCAUCUUCCCUUGUUCGCAACAAGCCAGCAUCUCCUCUGCGCCCUAAUACUACAUCUUCUCAUCGUCACGACCGUGGCUUACCAGAAACUCUCCGACGACUUCCUCAAGAACAUCACCUUCAACGACGCCGACUUCGACAUCCACAAUGCUGGGCUCCUAGCGCCCCUCCUUAUAACCCGCGUCCCGGGCACCCCGGGCCAAGUCGCAGCACAACAACACUUCGUCAAUUUCUUCCAGAAGGAACUCCCCAAAUGGACCAUCGAAUGGCAGAAUUCGACAUCGACAACCCCCGCAACCGGCGAUGAGCAACUCCCCUUCGCAAAUCUAAUCAUCAAGCGCGAACCGCCAUGGACGAAACCGGGACAAGCCAACUACCUGACCCUCGUCGCGCACUACGACAGCAAGAUUAGUCCAAAGGGCUUCAUCGGCGCAACCGACAGCGCUGUCCCCUGCGCCAUCAUCAUGAACACGGCGCGCUUCGUCGAUAAAUACAUGACGCAGAUGCACGACGAGAUGGUAGCGCUGGGCGAGCUGGGCGGCACGGUGCCUAUGGACAUGGGCGUGCAGAUCCUGUUGCUGGACGGGGAGGAGGCCUUCGUAACGUGGACGGCGACGGACUCGCUAUACGGGGCGCGUUCGCUGGCCGAGGAGUGGGAGGGCAUGCGGAACCCGGCUAUGUCGACGUAUCGCGAUCCGUUGAGCCAGAUUAGCAUGUUUGUUCUUCUGGAUCUGCUGGGUUCGAAGGAUCCCCACGUCCCGUCGUAUUUCCAGUCGACGCACUGGGCGUAUCAGGGCAUGGCCAGCAUUGAAGAACGGAUGCGCAAGUUGGAGCUGCUGGAAUCGAGUCCGAAGAGCCCGUUUUUACCGGAUGCGGGAAAGCUGCCGAUUCAGUUUAGCAGGGGUUACAUGCAGGAUGACCAUGUGCCGUUUAUGCAGCGUGGUGUGCCGACGUUGCAUAUCAUUCCGUCGCCGUUCCCGGGUGUGUGGCAUAGGAUGGAGGAUGAUGGGGAUCAUUUGGAUUCGCCGACCGUGAGGGAUUGGGCCAGGAUCGUUACGGCGUUUGCGCUCGAAUGGUUAGACAUGAUGGAGCUCGUUCCCGGGGCGACUUCGCCACCUGUAUCAUGAUAUAGUAAUUACGAUGUGGAAUCGAUGUUUUAACACUGUGCGUGGAUCGUUCACAUGAUUAUUGGCACUCCAGGAAACUCGAGGUGGGUGUUGAAGUAAGUGCAUGGCCGCCGUGAGUCUAAGCCGGGCGGUGUAAAAGCCUGUCUACGAGUUUGGGUGUUUCCAUAUGCC